CUUGGUUUCCUCCGAUUGGUUCGGUGGGAAUUAGCAUGUGUCGGUUCUUCAUCAGAGUUUUCAAAAUCACCGCGCUGAGCAGGGACCCUGGGCCGUUGUGGUCUCUCUCCGUUCCAGCGUCACGUAGCGCCGACGGUUCGCUGAGAGCACUGAGGACGGCGCGAUGAUGAUAGCUGAACACCGGAUUCAGGACGAGCGAGCGGGGUCUGCCGCCGGAAGUCACCUCCAGCCCAGCCUUGCCCUUCCAAGUCAUGUCACUCACGUCGGAUCUGGCCUUGAUGCGCCCGCCGCUCCUUCCUUAGAAUUUACCUUGCUCGUCGCUGGCUCUCGUGGAGGCAAGACCUCUUUCCUGCGUCUCUUACUCGAUACCUUCAAUGUCUCGCACAGUGCGACCCAGGACCAGCUCACUUCGGUCGCAAAGUUCGUUCAGGGGUGCAGCGGCCGUACUUCUCACAUUCGCUCUGCUUCUAUUGAUGUAGUCCUUGACCUCGACGGCAACGGCCCGCUCCGGACGCUCACCCUGCAUCUCGUCGACACUCCUUCGCUCGAUUUUAGGGAUGAACAGCCCGCUGAGAGGCUUGUGGCGGACACUCUCAGAUACGUAGAGUCGCGCUUUGCAGAGUCUAUUGAAGACGAUCGCAACCCCUCCACCACCGACCGCUAUGUUCAUCUGUGUCUAUAUUUUCUUGACCCGGAUCAAAUUGUACCAUCACAGAUACCUGCGCCGCUCGCGCCGCCUCGUGCUCGUGCAAACAGCUUUUCACAGCCUGACCAUGACCCCCUCAUUCUCGAGCUCCCCGUUGCCAACAAUCCUCUCUUGACACGACCCACUUUACCCUCCGCCGACAUUAAUACCAUUCGCCGUUUGUCAACACGAGUUAAUGUCCUACCUGUUGUCUCACGCGCAGACAUCCUCUCCAAUGACCGGCUGGCCGCUGUCAAAAUGGCUAUACGCAGAGAUCUAGCUGCGGCUGGCAUUGGUUUCGGAAUAUUCGACGAUGCCUACCACAGCCAUCCGGGUAAUAUCUCGCCUAGCAAUGGUGAAUUGACCAAUGGCUACGUAAAUGGUACCAGCUCUGCCACCAGCUCCCCUCCAUCUUCUCCCGUCACAUCCUCUUUGAGACUUCCUUACGCUCUGAUUUCGCCGGAUAUAUAUUCCCACAGCGACGGAGUUCCCAGGAUACCUAUGUCACGGCAGCAGCUCGUUCACCAGUACACUCCCUCUUACCAUUCCCCUCCAAAACUCGUCCGAGGAAAAUACAUUCGCAGUUAUCGCUGGGGUUCUCUGGAUGUUUUAGACCCAUGUCACUGUGACUUUCUGCAUCUGCGCAAUGCUAUUUUCCACCACAUGGAGACUUUGCAGACGUAUACGCGGGACUAUCUAUUCGAUAAGUUCAAGCUUGAAUACCUGCAGACCUCACGCCCUUCACUGUCCCGACACCUCGUCCAAAAUCAGGGUAUAUCACGGACGUCAGGUGCUAUAUCCUCGCGGCCCAUACUGGCCAUAGAUACCGCAGGUCCACAUAAUUCCAUCAGUCGGCAUCAUUCACUCUCCGUCUCUCGCGACGCCUCUGCGUCUGCUGCAAGAGACAUGCGUCCUACUCUUCCCCGUCCUUUACCUGACAUCUCUGUCAGUGCAUCGACGAAAGGUCUGACCAAAGCCAAACAGCGCACCAAAAAAAUUACGGUGGCGUGCAACUUUUGUAGAUCUCGCAAACUAAAGUGCGAUGGCGGGCGACCAGCAUGCAGUCAAUGUGUGAAGCGGUCAAAUUCAUGCGACUACAUGCCUCAAAGCAAACGUCGUGGGGGUAUGCGAACAAGUCGAGACCGAGACAGCGGAAGCGACAGUGCAGACGAACCAUCUCCUGAUGCUCUGGAUACUCCUGUUUCUGAAGUGCCGUCACUAUCAAUCUCUCGGAGGACCUCGAACGCGGGGAGCAUGACACCGCUACCUUCCUUAGGGGUAUCAACAGAUGCGUCUACGUCUUCCGUUCGAUCGAAAGGUUCCAUGAGUGAAUCGCGCUCGUACUGGGCGGAUAACGAACUGCCGCACAUCGCAACCCUAUCUCUACCAGAACGGUCCCCAGCUACGCCGGUACCCAUGUCCGCCCCCCCUCUCCCACCUAUUAGACCGGCCUCAGAACACCAAGCGGCCCAACGCAAGCGUGCAGCUACAACUCCCGGAAAAAGUGGUCGUCAACCAUCAACUUCUGGACCCAAAGUUGUGGCUUGCAAUUUUUGCAGAGCCCGGAAGACGAAGUGCGACGGAGCACACCCCGCAUGUUCCAGCUGUGUCCGAAGGAACUUGUUGUGCAACUAUGUCAAUGACCGUAACGGGGGGGAUCCUUUGAGGAAGGCACCAAAACGAGCGUCUAAUGCGCGUCCUUCGCCUCCUUCACCACCUUCCUCCAGGAUGGUGCCAACACCUUUGAGUGCGAAAGAAGAGAAUGAUUAUGCCCUCUAUGUGGAAGGAGGGGGGGAGUACGACGUGAAAAGGAUGAUGGAACAUCCUGAUAUAAAUCGCCCCUCAAAGAAAAUGCGUAUCGAGGGUUCAUCCAUAGCUGUUGAUGCGAUACCCUAGCGCCUUUUUGUUGGAUCUAUUCAUGGAUCAACGUCUGUAGACUAAGUAUUUUUUUUUACCCAUGCUUUCCCUCUGUUUCUGUUGUGUUAUUUAGGGCUGGACGUUAGCAGUCAUGACUUUGGGCAUGGGACUGUAUCUGUAUUUGUUUUCUUCAGUUAAGCAGUGGAAUUUAAUCGGUCUUUUUGGAUACGCUCUAUCUCGUUGUUAACUU
This is a messenger RNA of Desarmillaria tabescens, 2792 nucleotides long. Its product is annotated as GTP binding protein. The coding region runs from base 164 to 2581 and encodes 805 amino acids. Gene Ontology annotation, cellular component: septin ring; cell division site; cytosol. Gene Ontology annotation, molecular function: DNA-binding transcription factor activity, RNA polymerase II-specific; GTP binding; GTPase activity. The transcript has 9 exons. Lineage: Eukaryota; Fungi; Basidiomycota; Agaricomycetes; Agaricales; Physalacriaceae. Gene Ontology annotation, biological process: regulation of DNA-templated transcription; cytoskeleton-dependent cytokinesis; intracellular protein localization. The record is from RefSeq and is a predicted model, not a curated record.